Epinephelus moara (kelp grouper) is the source of this 1648-nucleotide messenger RNA. RefSeq names its product elongation factor 1-alpha-like. The record is from RefSeq and is a predicted model, not a curated record. Gene Ontology annotation, molecular function: GTP binding; translation elongation factor activity; GTPase activity. Gene Ontology annotation, biological process: translation; translational elongation. NCBI's taxonomy places the organism in Eukaryota, Metazoa, Chordata, Actinopteri, Perciformes, Serranidae. The transcript has 8 exons. Bases 125 to 1513 code for a protein of 462 amino acids.
AGGCGUUGUCUUCACAUCAGCUUUUACAGAAAUAGCAUUAAGCUGAAGGUGCAGAUACAGUAGAUCACGCGGGAGAAGACAGGCAUCCACCACCUCUGUUCAGUUUGUCCAUCAGUACAUCGAAAUGGGAAAGGAAAGGACCCACAUCAACAUCGUGGUCAUUGGCCAUGUCGACUCCGGCAAGUCCACGUCUACCGGCCACCUGAUCUACAAGUGCGGAGGAAUCGACAAGAGAACCAUCGAGAAGUUCGAGAAGGAAGCCGCUGAGAUGGGCAAGGGCUCCUUCAAGUAUGCCUGGGUGCUGGACAAACUGAAGGCCGAACGUGAGCGUGGUAUCACCAUUGACAUCGCUCUUUGGAAGUUUGAGACCAACAAGUACUACGUGACCAUCAUUGAUGCCCCUGGACACAGGGACUUCAUCAAGAACAUGAUCACUGGUACCUCUCAGGCUGACUGCGCCGUGCUGAUUGUGGCUGCUGGCGUUGGUGAGUUUGAGGCUGGUAUCUCCAAGAACGGCCAGACCCGUGAGCACGCCCUGCUGGCCUUCACACUAGGUGUGAAGCAGCUCAUUGUUGGAGUCAACAAGAUGGACUCCACUGAGCCCCCUUACAGCAAGGCCCGUUUUGAAGAGAUCCAGAAGGAAGUGAGCACCUACAUCAAGAAGAUCGGCUACAACCCCAAAGCUGUUCCCUUUGUACCCAUCUCUGGGUGGAACGGAGACAACAUGCUGGAGGCCAGUGAAAAGAUGUCCUGGUUCAAGGGUUGGUUGAUUGAACGUAAGGAUGGCAAUAUCAGUGGUAAGACCCUGUUUGACGCUCUUGAUGCCAUCGUGCCUCCCUCCCGCCCCACUGAAAAGGCCUUGCGCCUGCCCCUGCAGGAUGUCUAUAAGAUUGGUGGUAUUGGAACUGUCCCCGUCGGCCGUGUUGAGACUGGUGUCCUGAAGCCCGGUACGGUCGUCACCUUUGCUCCGUGCAACCUGACCACUGAGGUGAAGUCUGUGGAGAUGCACCACGAGUCUCUCUCUGAAGCUUGCCCUGGUGACAACGUGGGCUUCAACGUCAAGAAUGUAUCCGUCAAGGAGAUCCGCCGUGGAAACGUGGCCGGUGACAGCAAGAACGACCCACCAAAGAGAUGUGAAACUUUCACUGCCCAGGUCAUCGUCCUGAACCACCCCGGUCAGAUCUGUGCUGGCUAUGCCCCCGUGCUGGACUGCCACACCGCUCACAUUGCCUGCAAGUUCACCGAGCUCAAGGAGAAGAUCGACCGUCGUUCAGGCAAGACGCUUGAGGAUAACCCCAAGUUUGUCAAAUCUGGAGACGCCGCCAUUGUCAUAAUGCUUCCACAGAAGCCCAUGGUUGUUGAGAAGUUCUCUGAUUAUGCUCCACUGGGCCGCUUUGCUGUGCGUGACAUGAGGCAGACUGUGGCUGUUGGUGUUAUUAAGGACGUCCAAAAGUGUGAUUGUGUUGCUGGAAAGGUCACUAAGGCUGCACAAAAGGCAGAGAAGAAGAAAUGAAUUCUCAUGCAGGGCUUCCAACAAAGAUUGACAUUUCAGCAAUCAUCCCCUCUAUAUCCCAACGCUGUCUUGUGGCUUAGGAUGAUAAAAAGCCACCGGAAAAGUUUCCGCCGGAAAGGAAGCUUUCUGCCUUUU